AUGUCGCGCGCCCCUCUGCUGCGCUCCUCGCCAGCCUCGUCCUACGGUACUGUGCACAUGCCCCGCGACCCCGGGGACGACGACCCCGAUGACCCCGGCCCCUCCGCCGUGAGGAUCCCCGCCAAGAAAAGAUCGCAUUCGCCCGGGCACCGACGGAAGAGCGGCCGGCAUGCCCGAGCGUACCACCGACGACCCUCGUCGGCCACAUCGGACGUGGGCCUGGGUGCCGACUCCAAGUGUUCGUUCGCGACCGGGCUGGCCGUGCCGGGCAAUGCCGUCCUGCAAGAGACCCCAGCCUCCUCGCCCUACGUGACCAGUGACGAUGAUGAGGAUGUUCUAGACAUUGAUGACGAUGAUGACAAGUCUACAGAUGAUGAUCCUCCAGACAAUUCCCCCCCCUCGCAUGUGGACCCUCGCGUUGAUCUUUUCAUUAACGGGUUCGGCGGCCAACCUUUCUGGGAUGUGCUUCUCAAGCGAAACGAUGACCUCGUCGAGGUCUUUGAGAAUGGGACUUUCCUCCAUCGGGAAUCGACUGCGGCUGACCUCGACGUCCCUAAUCUCACCUGGACCUCCCGUGUCAGACUUUGGCUCGCCCAAGGCCGUUGGAACGAAAAAGAGCAUGCAUGUGUCUAUAUCAGCAGCAACGUCUCCUUCGGAUUUGCUUUUGCAACGGAUGUCAUUGUUGAACAGCACAAAUUCUACAAGCAAGAGGUCCCCAUUUCCUACCAACUUCUGCUCAUCAUCUCAACCCAAGUUCUCGGCUAUGCCUUUGCAGGCCUCACUCGGCGGUUUCUGGUACGACCAUCGGCCAUGAUCUGGCCGGGCACUCUCAUGUCCACCGCCAUGUUCUCCACGAUGCACAAGUCCGUCAACAAGAAAGCAAAUGGAUGGCGAGUUUCACGAUACCGGUUUUUCAUCCUAGUGUGGGGAGGUUCCUUUCUCUGGUAUUUCGUCCCAGGGUUGCUGAUGCCCGCCCUGAGUUAUUUCAAUGUCAUCACUUGGCUAGCUCCGAAGAACGUCGUGGUGUCGAAUCUGUUUGGCGUGGCCUCGGGUCUCGGCAUGUUCCCUUUGACCUUUGACUGGGCACAGAUUGCGUACGUAGGUUCUCCUUUGCUGACACCGUGGUGGGCAGCCGCCAAUAUUGUGACGGGAUUGGUCGUGGUCAUCUGGUUUCUUUCUCCGAUACUCCGCAUCUUGACCAAAGAUUUCUUGUUCGACUGGAAAGCAUAUGAAAAAUAUUCUCCGGUCUACCUUCCGAUCACUUAUGUGCUCUCCUACGCUGUCCAGUUUGCAGCGUUAACAUCGUUGGCCUUCCAUGAACGAGAAGACCCACCGAACUUGGAAACAUACCAGCCGUUGAGUGGAAACGGCGGGCCUGCUACUGGUCGACAAAGCUAUGGUCUUUCCCGCAAUAGUUCUCGUGACUACCCUCGGGAGGGCUUAGGCGUGGAGGAUGUUCAUUGCCGCCUCAUGCGCCGUUACAAGGAUGCUCCGUUGGCGUGGUACCUCAUUGUGCUCAUCUCCAUGCUGGCAAUUGCUAUAUUCACCGUCGAACACUACCCGGUGCAUCUGCCCUGGUACGGAUUGCUUUUGGCUUUGGGUGUCACGGCCGCAUUCUAUGUUCCGAUCGGGAUCAUCAUGGCCAUCACCAAUCAGCAUAGUAGUCUCUAUCUGAUCUGUCAACUUCUCUGUGGGAUUGUUUUCCCCGGACGACCAGUGGCGAACAUGAUCUUUGUGACGUACUCCUAUAUCAGUUCCGCUCAAGGGAUCAAAUUCUCCGCAGACCUGAAGCUGGGCCACUACAUGAAGAUCCCUCCUCGCAUUCUUUUUGGUGUGCAGAUGACAGCGACCCUGGUCUCCAGCCUGACCCAGAUUGGGGUUUUGAACUGGAUGUUUACCUACAUCCCGGGCCUGUGCACUCCGGAGGCGAUCAAUGGCUUUAACUGCCCCAUUGCUCGUGUCCACUUCAACGGGAGCAUUCUCUGGGGCGUUGUCGGACCGCAACGUUUCUUUGGACCCGGAAGGUUAUAUCGACCUCUCGUGUGGGCGUUUCUGGUCGGUGCAGCUGCCCCUCUCGGUGCGUGGCUGCUCGGGCGUCGGAACAAGAAGAGCUUCUGGCGCAAAGUCAACUUCCCCAUUCUGUUUGGUAGCCUCAGUUGGAUCCCUCCGGCCACCGGGCUGAACUUUUCCAUCUGGGCACUGGUGUGCUUCGUAUUCAACUAUGUCAUCCGGCGGAAAAAGACUGCCUGGUGGGAAAAGUACGCGAUGACGCUCUCGGCCGCCCUCGAUUCCGGGCUGGCAUUUUCCGUGGUGGUCGUUUUCUUCGCCUUCAUCUACCCCGGCUGGGCCGAGGGGCUCCAAUGGUGGGGUACUGAGAUCUACAAACAGGGCUGUGACUGGCUUGCUUGUCCGAAAAUGUCGACUCCUACAAAUCCCAUGAAUGGUCGCACCCCGACAGGGUCGAACGGAGCUCCGCCGAUGAGAAUUCGCCGCCCGAAAGUGGCAGACCCUUUGGUUCGACCGAAGAGAAAGCCUACUGCCAAACCCGCUGGGACUGCGCCUUCCGGUAACGCGACCGCUACGAAGACCCUGCCGACGCACCCACCCACAUCGAAUGCCCAGCCAGCAGCUCAGCCGGAGAAGGUUCGUCUUCCGCCAACGCAGAACAAUGCCGCUGUGAACGGAUUCAGUGGGCCCUUAAUUUCCGAAAAAUAUGUCGACUACCCACUUGUGACAACCAAGCGAGCUCUACGGGAGGGGCUGAAGCACCACAUUGCGAGGUUUGCCUCGAAGAAGAGUGUUGACCCUCGGGAUGAGUCGCAGUUUACGCGACCAGUUCGACUUCACCGCCGCGAUCCGCGAUCCCGAUCUAGUGAAGUAGAUAAAGGCCAUGGCUUUGGGGAUGUUGGACCGGAUGGCCAGCCGUUGGCGUUGAACGAAGCGGAACGCGAAGCUCUUGACGCGAGAAAAGUAGCGCGUGAGAAAGAGCGUGCCGAAAACUUGGCCCAAAUCGCCCCCGCUGUUGGAAUGGGCCCGAAACGAUCGAAUGGCCCCAAGCAGAAGACGCAGCAAGUGUACAAGUCAGACCUGACGCCUGAGGAGGUGGCCAGGGCACGACUCAAGUACGAAGAAGCACUGCCCUGGCAUCUCGAGGAUUUUGACAACCGCAAUAUCUGGGUAGGAAAUUACGAGGCAGCCCUGUCCGAGACCCAUGCGAUGUUUGUUCUUGAAAAUUCAGGCAAAAUGAGGAUGAUCCCCGUGGAGAAAUGGUACAAAUUUAACGCCAAAAGCAACUUCAAGGCUUUGACCAUUGAGGAGGCAGAAAAAUACAUGGCCAAGCGGAUCAAAGACCCAAGAUGGUUCAUGGAGAAGCAGCAGGAGAUCGCUCAACAGAAGGAACUGGAGCAGUUUGCGAAACAGCGCAAGGUGUACGCUGGUAAGCAGGGCGUUGCUGCUGGAGGAGGGGAGGGCCUGGAGGCCGGCGAAAUGGACUUUGAGGAAGACCGCUUCGCCGAUGAUGAAGAGCACGACGAUCUUUUUAAUGAUGACGAGGAUGCCAAGGCUGCCGAGAAGCGGAUCAAGGAGGACCAACUCAAAGCGAAUGUCUUCGAUCUCAAGGAGGAGAAGGACUACGAGAACGAAGAGCUUCGGGAAAAGAGGGAGCGAGAGGCUCGUCGCGUGCUAGGGAAGAAGGUGCGAAAGGCGCUUAAGAAGAGAGAGAGAAACUACGACUACAGCAGUGGUUCGGAUGCCAACCCCUAUACUGAUGACGAGAGCUCCGAUGACAGCGAAACCGAGCGGCUGAAGGAAGAAGAGCGCAAAGCAGAGGAGGAAAAGAACCAGAAAGAAUCGGCGUCGUCUUCCAAAGGAACCAAUACCCCUUCCGGCCGCCCUAAGCAUACGGACGCCCUGAAGAAGACGGCGGCAUCUCGCAAGCGCCCUGGAUCACCUAAUGCCUCCGAUGCUAGCGGCACUGAUACCUCUCGGAAGAAGGCAAAGAGCAAGCACCAGACCUCUCAGCCUGCAUCGCGCCCUAUGUCUCCGUCUGCUGUUUCGUCGGUCCAGGCUGGCAAAAAGCGUAUUCGGAACAUCCCGCCUGGAGCAUCUGGGUCUGGGAGUGACGUGGAUGGAGGCGCCGGAUCUGCAGGGGAGAUGAGCGAGAGCAGCAAGACCAAGAAGCUAAAGUUGAACCCUCCAGCCCCAGGAUCCCGAGGUGGCACCCCCCAGGGAUCGCGGGCUGGAAGCCCUACAGCCGGUGGCCGGAGCUUCUCUGGUAGCCGUGCAAGCAGUCCUGGUAAGUCAUUAUUUGUGAGAGCCUUCUCUUGGAAAAUCCAUACUGAUUCUACGCUAGGUCAAGGUCGGUCAACCCCAGGACCAUCUGGAACAUUCCCUACUCCAGCGGAGAUCCAUGCGGCCAUUCCACCGACAGGAAUUCUCAGCAGCGAUCUCCUGAGGAUUUUCCGUCCACGCAUUGGAGACGACCACCAGAAGUUCAUCUCCAUCGUCAAAGACGUCAGCGUGUAUGGGAAGGAGGAUCGAAUGCUGCGGCCUGGUCCUUGGAAGGAGACCUAA
Penicillium riverlandense is the source of this 4572-nucleotide messenger RNA. RefSeq names its product transcription factor IIF subunit TFG1. NCBI's taxonomy places the organism in Eukaryota, Fungi, Ascomycota, Eurotiomycetes, Eurotiales, Aspergillaceae. Gene Ontology annotation, biological process: transcription initiation at RNA polymerase II promoter; transmembrane transport; positive regulation of transcription elongation by RNA polymerase II. Gene Ontology annotation, cellular component: nucleus. The coding region runs from base 1 to 4572 and encodes 1523 amino acids. Gene Ontology annotation, molecular function: oligopeptide transmembrane transporter activity; DNA binding. The transcript is spliced from 12 exons. The record is from RefSeq and is a predicted model, not a curated record.